Molecule: messenger RNA, 3243 nt
Organism: Meleagris gallopavo (turkey)
Lineage: Eukaryota; Metazoa; Chordata; Aves; Galliformes; Phasianidae
Source: RefSeq, a predicted model, not a curated record
AUGGUUGAGGCUGAAGAUGGCGCCACGGCAACAGAGCCCUCGAGAGGGGGCAGCGGGAAGGGCUUGCGCUCCGCACGCAUGCGCUGUGGCCGCCGUGCGCGUGAACCGCCAACCGCCCCAAUUCGAAUUCGCAUCCUCGUCGUCCAAUCGCGGGUCGCGGGGCGGGAACGGCCCCACCUCCCGUCAUCCUUCCGACCAAUCAGACGGCGCGCCGUGUUUAAAAAGAAGUGCGCGCGGCCGGUAGGCGUCGCUCAGCGGAUUUCGGUCCGCGGCGGAGGGGCGGAGCUGUGGCCGCCCCGCGGAGUGUCCAUCUCUGAUGAGGGCCGUGCAGAAGUGAAUGGAUUAAAGGCAUCUCAUUUCUUCAGUCUGGCAGAGCGGCUGAAUGUGUGUGCAGCCCCAUUCAUCUGGCUCUUUAUUCGUCCUCCCUGGUCCUUGACUGGAAGUUGUUGUAAAGCUGUGGUCUAUGAGAGUCUUAAAGCAGAAUGUCAAUUGGAUAAAGCUCAGAAAGGAUCUAUUCUGUACUGCUUGGCUAAGGUCUUGAGUCUCUUUGAGGAUGAAGAAAAAAGAAGAGAGUCUCUUGAAAUGUUUGAGGAGUCUUCGAAGCAGGGUUGUUUAAAUAGCUCCUACCUCCUUUGGGAAAAUAACAGGAAGGUUGCUAUGUUAGACCCUGGUAGAUACCUCCAAAGUCUCAGGAAGCUACGGGACUAUGCAGCAAAGGGAUGCUGGGAUGCACAGAUAGCUUUAGCCAAAGCUUGUGGAAAUGGAAACCAACUAGGAUUAGAAGCAAAAUCUUCCAGUGAAAUGGUGGCUCAGCUGUUUCAAGCCUCUCGUCCUAUCAGCAAGCAAAAUAUCUUCACUGUGCAGAAAAAAAUAAAUGAAACAAUGAGGUACAUCCUGGUUGACUGGCUGGUGGAAGUGGCUACCAUGAAAGACUUCUCUUGCCUAUGCCUUCACAUGACAGUGGGGUGUGUGGACCGUUACUUGAAGCUGAGACCUGUGCCCCGGUAUCAACUCCAGCUCCUGGGAAUAGCCUGCAUGGUCAUUUGCACACGUUUUAUCAGCAAAGAGAUCUUGACAAUACGGGAGGCUGUGUGGCUAACGGACAACACGUACAAAUAUGAAGACCUCGUCAGAAUGAUGGGUGAGAUCAUCUCUGCCCUAGAAGGAAAGAUAAGGAUACCUACCAUCGUGGACUACAAAGAAGUACUGUCAAACAUAGUCUCACUGGAGAGAAGAACUCUUCACCUUUACAGCUUCAUUUGUGAGCUGUCUCUCCUAAACACGAGCCUUUUCGUGUACUCCCCAGCUCGGCUGGCUGCUGCAGCACUGCUGCUGGCUAAGAUGCUGCAUGGCCACGCACAUCCCUGGACCAGCCAGCUGUCUGAGUGCACUGGGUUCUCUCUUGAAGACCUGUUGCCGUGUGUGCUGCGCCUUCACCAAAAAUGUUUCCAUGAUGAGGUCCCUAAGGAUUACAGGCAGGUGUCUUUAACCGCAGUGAGACAGAGAUUUGAAGAUGAUCGUUAUGAUGAAGUAGGCAAAGAAAAGGUGAUGAGCUACAGCCAGCUCUGUUCACUGCUGGGUGUGAAGCAGGAGGACGUGAAACCCAGUCCCCUGCACACAAAUGUCAUAGAAAUUAAAGCUUUCUUUAGCUCUCCCUCUGGAAAGAGAUCUAAAAGGAGGAGGGAAGACAGCACUCAGGAUGACAGGGGCAGCUUAGUGACUACACCUACAGCUGAGCUAUCCACCCAGGAAGAAAGUCUUCUGGACAGCUUCCUGGACUGGAGUUUAGAUUCCUGCUCUGGUUAUGAAGGUGAUCAGGAAAGCGAAGGCGAGAAAGAUGGAGAUGUCACAAGUCCCAGUGGGAUCUUGGAUGUGACAGUAGUUUACAUGGAUCCAGCAGAGCACUGCUGUCAGGACUCCAGUGAUGAGGACAGCCUAUCUGUAGAGUGUCCUGGGCACACAGCACCACCGAGGAAGGCCAGGACACCAGAUGAAACUCACAGAGUUUCAGCCUGUGUUGCCUCAAAUCCCAGCUGGGAAGGGAGCUCCGGCUACUCUUCUGUCAGUGGUGCCAGUCCUACAUCUUCUGUGGAAAGCAGCUGCGGAAUACCUCUCAAACCUACCUCAGCACUGUCUGGUGGCAGUGCCAUGAACAAGGAGCCAUGCCUUCCUCCCUACCUGGAAUCACGUUUACAACCAGUGCGUGCUAGAGCUGGUGAUAGGAAUUCUGCCCGAAGACAAGUCAAGCGCAAAAACCUGGCAGAACACAGUGAAGAAAGGGUGAAUUUGGGCUUCUUAAGCCUCUGAUUUCAUGCUUCUCUAGGUUUUCUGGAAACAGCAUUUCUGUCAUAGCUGUACAGGAAUGAUAGUGAAUAAUUGUCAAUACCUCCAGAAAGAGCCCUUUCCCUUAACUUUGCCUAUUCCUACCACAUUCUAUAAGCCUGUCUCUUAAUUCUGUAUCUCAUUUCUGGCCUUUUUCCAUCCUUUUAAAAAAAAAAAAAAAAGCAGUUAAAGAUUUCUUAUUUUCUGAUCCUCUCCAAGUUUCAUAUACUGAGACGAAUCUUAACUUCACAGCUUGUGUCAUACCUCACCAAUUAUUCCUUGAAAAUGACCUUGUCCUCUCCCUUGCUUCACUGUGAGGCCUGGCACCAUGAAAGAAAGAAAUUACUUUGGUCACGAAGUUACUGGAUGUAACACUAUGCUUGAAGUUGAUAGACCUUUUUGCGGUUAUGCUGCAUUUUAACUUUAGCCAGGUACUGUUUCACGUCAGCUGGUGCUUCCCUCUUCUAUGUAUAUAUCUUCUGCUGCACUGAUUUAAGGUUUUUAUAGAUACAGUCAAGAGGUAAAUGAAGGCUCAUUGCAGGUCUGAGCUUUUUUUUAACCUACCUCUCAUGGUUUUAAAAACCCUAUUUGACUCAGGCCUUAGUUGCCAUGUGUUCCUUCCCCUGAAAUGUUAUCCUCCUGUGCCUUAAUGCUUCACUGCCCAAUGCUACAGUACUGUGAACUGUUAGCCCAUGCUGCAUCAGUGUGGUUUAACUGCCACCUCCAGCCCGUGGCCCACCUUCAUUGCCUGUUUUCCUCGUUAUUUCCAUGAAUGUGGCCUUCAGUAAAGCACACCUCACUUGAACACUAGAAGCAGGCAGCAAUGCAGUAAGGGCAAACUGUCUUAAAGCCCUCAUUUAAGCCUUGCAACUGCAUCCUAGUCCACAAGGGGAGCAUAUGCUUUUCUUAUUAAAACUGCAA